AAGGAUUCUUUGAGAUUUGGAAGCUUCUGGGUAAUCAUGACGCCGGUGCACUACCAGUUGUCGGCUUGUGGCCAGCCUCUUAUGGUCCCCGCGCCAUUCUUGGCAGAUACGCCAGAAGUGGCAAAUCUUCUUCAUGGCGAGAAAAAUUCCCGCAGUUCUGAAGAGCAGGAGAGAGUCGGAUGUUCUUCCGAGGGAUCCUCUGAGCCGGAGCAUGAUUCUGCAGAUGCUCCACCUCAAAUGGAGGCAACUGUGAGCCGCAUGACAUCAGCUCCAUCCGAGGCCUUUGCCAUUCGACAAAAGCCUGGCUUUCAUCGCACAACGUUGUGCCCCUACUACGAGUCCCAGCCGGUGUCAAACAUUGUUUUAGGCCUUGCCUCAGGAUCCUCUGGUUAUGCACGGCGCGCGCUUCAAUUGCGUUGUGCUGAACUAGUCGAGACGGAAGCGGGGGCCUUCUUUUUGAUGCCAAACCCGAAAUAUCACUGGACACCAGAGGCUGCUUUCAAUCGUGAGCGCAAGGCAAGAUUUGUGGCUUGGUGGAUUCAACCAGACU
Cladocopium goreaui is the source of this 550-nucleotide messenger RNA. NCBI's taxonomy places the organism in Eukaryota, Dinophyceae, Suessiales, Symbiodiniaceae. The record is from the annotation of a GenBank genome assembly.